Pseudoliparis swirei is the source of this 2023-nucleotide messenger RNA. RefSeq names its product transmembrane protein 60-like. Bases 207 to 608 code for a protein of 133 amino acids. NCBI's taxonomy places the organism in Eukaryota, Metazoa, Chordata, Actinopteri, Perciformes, Liparidae. The transcript is spliced from 3 exons. The record is from RefSeq and is a predicted model, not a curated record.
ACACACGUGACUUCACACGAAACCAGGACCAAUGGGCUUCCAGGAUGAGUGGCCACAGAUAACGGACCCCAACACACACAAAUUAACCGUUUUCUGUUACUAAUCAUGCGAAUCAUCCCGGACCGCUGAGUUUUGAUGCAACAUUACUUCGCACAGGGAGGCAGAAGAUGCCGGACACCGACCUAGAAACACGCUGAAUCUGGGAGAUGUCUCUGGCUCAGAGGGUUUUGUUGACCUGGGUCUUCACCCUGGUCUUCCUCAUCAUGCUAGUACUGAAACUGGAUGGGAAGGUGCAGUGGAACUGGUUCCUCAUCUUCCUCCCGGUGUGGGUAUUUGACGGCAUCCUCAUCCUCAUGCUUGCCAUCAAGAUGGCGGGCCGCUGCAAGCCCGGGUACGACCCGCGCAACGGCUCCCCGGACCUGCGUCUGCGCGCCUGGUACCUGACGGCCAUGCUGCUCAAGCUGGGCUUCUGCCUGACGCUGUGCGCCAAGCUGGAGAAGCUGGCGGACGUGAAGCUGACGUUUGUGUGCAUCCCACUGUGGACCAUGUUACUGGGGGCACUGGUGGAGCUGGGGAUGAAUAUCUUUCCUGAAAGGAGAGACGCCUAAGAAGGAGGAACUGUUCCGCCCGAUUAUGUUUUCAGAAAAGACAUUCGUAUUCAUCUAAAGAAUAAGAGACUUUCUGUAAAAGUACAAAUCAUAGUGUGUUCAGACCUCGGUGGAGUUAAUGUCCGUCCAUUCAUGUUUAAAAUAGCUUUAAAAAAUUGUAUUAUUCUCUUUAUAAAGAAAAACAAAUGCCAAAAGGGGAUCAACUGUACAUGUAUAAGACUACUGUGAAUCCUACACUGGAAGAAACGAUAAGAUCCUCUAAUGUUUGCUUUUGAAGAUGUUUGGUAUUGUUUUCUUGUGCUUAUUUUCACUGUAUAUAAGCUCUUGUAAAGAACACGAGUCAAAUGAUUAUUCCUGUUUAUUUAAGUUGCUGUCUCUUGGUACCAAAUCAUGGAGUGGACGUUUCUGCCACGUGCUUCAGAUAUUGUGUAAUUUUAUUUAGACGCGUACUUCGUUUCAUUCCUGAACUGCGAAAAUCAGUCGGCCGAGUAUUAUCACACAGGUUCUAAAUUAACUUGAGAUGUUAAUUUGAAGAAAUUGUUCACGAUAUAUAAAAAGCAUCUUGGAACAACUUGUCUUUUUCCACAGGCGGCUGCCCUCCCUGCUCCGUACAAGGUCUCUUUUGUACAUCAUGUGCUCCAUAAAAAUAACUACGCUGUUAUGACUGUCGGUACAAGGUUCACGGUCGGGAGGAAAAGUAUGUGACACGUCCCACGAUGAAGACCACGUCCCCGCUGGGUAUUGAGCUCCAUUAUUACCUUCGCAUUGGAAAUGCGGAAGGUUAUGUUUUGAUAGCCGUGUAUUUAUUUAUUUGUAUGCGUGUUCCUCGCAUAACAAAAAAGGUUUUAAACCGAAUCGCAUGAAAUUUGGUGGGAUGGUUGGUUAUUGUCCGGGGACCAUUUGAUUAGAUUUUGGGAUCGAUCAGGUCAAAGGUCAAGGAAAGGUCAAAAUCUUCUUGAAUCGCAUGGAAUUUGGUGGGAUUAUUGGUUAUUAUCUGGGAACCAUUUGAUUAGAUUUUGGGAUUGAUCGGGUCAAAGGUCAUGGUCAAGGAAAGGUCAAAAUCUUCUUUUUACCAUAGCGAGGACAAUUUCUAUCCAAUUGGCAUGCAACUAAUGCCAAAAUGUUCAUAAUUCAAUGCCCAAUCUUGUGAUAUGCGAAGGUAUGCGCUCUACCGAGUGCCUGUUCUAGUUAGGCUUUAAAAUGCUUCCGAAUACUUUUAUUAGCAGUUUUUUAGGUUCUUCUACUUUUCUUUCAUGGUAUGUAAAACAUUUUUGUGCCAUUCAAUUGUUUCUAAGUAUUUAAAAUACAUUAUUUGCGCUAUUUUGCACCGUGUUGAAAAAGGAAUGUGAUUUGAGGUCAAGUGCUUGCUAAUGAAUGCACGUCUCGUAAGAAAUAAAUGGAUCGUGUACAUUGAA